AUGUUGGCGAUUAAGCCUGAUAAUUCUAGACGUGUCAAGACACUGGAACUAGAAGUUGGUAGGAUAAACGUCUCUGGCGGAGGCGUAUUGCUUGGAGAACCAAUAGGCCUCUCUGACAAUAUUUCGUUUGAAUGGAUCGACAACUCAUAUCAAUGGGAACCAAAAAUACAAAAGCUGAAAGAGGAUCAAUACGCGUUGACCCUUGAAAUGGAUCCGAGUGAACUCAAGUCGAAGCAAGAGCGAUUGAAUCAAGAAUUUUUGGAGCGGACUCCUUCAAUCUUUGGUGCUCCUAACUGCAACCGAGAUAAUUCUCCAAUUGAUACGCCAAAACGAAGAGCCUUCCAGAAGUACAUGAAAGAGGAAUUUGGUCCAAGGUUCGCCAGUCUUGCCAAAACAGAUCUCAGAGCGUUUGAAGAACUGCUCAUGACCGAACCACUUGGAUUAUGGAACAGCAAUGAAUUGGAGGAUGAAAUGCAUGGUGAGGUACUGAAGAAUCCCGCUGCUUUAAAAGUGAUGUACGCGGUUCUCAAGAGUCGCUAUCAAUCUGGCGAUGUUGACGCCUAUAGGCGUUGGAUUGAUACCUUUGACGGAACUCCAGGAUACACCAGUGAUGGUGACAGUUACUGGGAUCCUGUUCCAGUGGAUUUACCCAGACCAUUGGCUUUGCGGUCGCUCCCGAAAUCAAUGGCCAGAUUUGAUAGCAAAGAAGCUGAAGACAUAUUCAUGAGUAUCUACAAUGGAAUUUUUGACGUCAAAUGGAUGGCAGGAAGUCGCGAUGAACAUCCGGACGAGGUAGUUUCAUUUUCGAGACACCUGCCACCGGAGGCAAACUUCAAGUUCUCGUCCUUGACUGCAUUUGCCCAAAACCGCUCAGAAGUUAUGACGACUAAUAUUGUGAUUAUGCCCAUGCCGGGGAACCCAAAUCAAGCUGCCACAUUGCAAACUUUCAACACUGAGGACCCGUACAAGUCGAUGUUUACAGUCGAGCAGAAGUCUAUCUUGAGUCACCGACUAGUCCAUUGCCUGAACAGCGUGGGCGAGGCCAUGGAAGCGGCAAAAAAGUUCGAAGCUGCUGCCAAAGUCUAUGGAGAGUCCGCCAGACUCAUGGCAUCGAAGAAGAGAUAUUCGAACGCUGCAAGCUUAUUUCAGAAUGGAGGUCUAGCGCACAGGCGCUCCAAUAAAUUCGAAAGCGCUGAGAGCGCAUGUAUUUGA
Cylindrotheca closterium is the source of this 1212-nucleotide messenger RNA. Lineage: Eukaryota; Bacillariophyta; Bacillariophyceae; Bacillariales; Bacillariaceae. The record is from the annotation of a GenBank genome assembly.